Molecule: messenger RNA, 1566 nt
Organism: Gekko japonicus
Lineage: Eukaryota; Metazoa; Chordata; Lepidosauria; Squamata; Gekkonidae
Gene: REEP4
Product: receptor accessory protein 4
Exons: 7
Coding region: 86-1006 (306 amino acids)
Biological process (GO): endoplasmic reticulum tubular network organization
Cellular component (GO): endoplasmic reticulum membrane; endoplasmic reticulum tubular network; cytoplasmic microtubule
Molecular function (GO): microtubule binding
Source: RefSeq, a predicted model, not a curated record
UUCAGUGCUGCCUGGUCUGCAGGGUCCGGCACCCUCUUGCCAGGACAGCAGGGAGGACAGGAAGCCUCUCAAUUUGGGCUGGGCUAUGCCUUCCCCCUGUGCUCCAGGGCAAAGGGAAGCAUCCCCCUCUGGGGCUGCUGUGUUCUUGGAAGCAGCACAGGCCAAACUGCUACGCUGGAGCCAGCGGGGCUGCCUCUGGCUGCUGGCAGGAUUGUACAGGUGGUGGCCGGCCUGCCUGACCCCUCCUUUCCGUUACAGGCUGCUCUUUGGGAUGCUGUAUCCUGCCUAUGCCUCCUACAAGGCUGUGAAAACAAAGAAUAUCCGGGAAUAUGUGCGCUGGAUGAUGUAUUGGAUUGUGUUUGCCCUCUUCAUGGCGACAGAAACUGUUGCAGAUAUCUUCAUUUCCUGGUUUCCCUUCUACUACGAGAUCAAGAUGGCUUUUGUAGUGUGGCUCCUGUCUCCUUACACGAGGGGGGCAAGCCUGCUGUACCGCAAGUUCAUACAUCCUACGCUGUCUAGCAAGGAGAAGGAAAUAGAUCAGUUCAUUGUUCAAGCCAAAGAACGUGGCUACGAGACCCUCGUGAGCUUUGGGAAGAGAAGCUUUAAUGUAGCGGCCACAGCUGCUGUCCAAGCUGCUGCAAAGAGUCAGGGCGCCCUGGCCGGCCGACUGCGGAGCUUCAGCAUGCAGGAUCUGACUUCCAUUCCGGACACAAGCCCAGUUCACUUUUCAGAUCCCCUUUACCCGGAGGAGCAGGAGCGGCGGCGGCCAAGAACACAGAGGACUGCUACCCGACAGCUGGAGUAUGAGAGCAACGAGGAAGACUGCUGGUCCGAUUCUCAGCUCUCCCCGGGUUCCAAAGCCCGCAACAGGGACCCAUUGAUUUCCAAGCCACUGUCUAGGACUCAGAGCCUUCGGGUGGUGAAGAGGAAGCCUUCAGCCAAGGAGGGUUCCACUCGACUGGUGCGAAGCCGCCCCAAAAGGAAGGUGGUGGAUCAGGACAUCUAGGCCACUUCCAUGUCAGAGAAGUCGCUUGGGCAAACAAAUUGGCACAUGGAAUGGGGAUGGUGGUUCUAAUGGUGCUUCACAGCUUGUAUUGCUGACCCUGUUCAGGGAGCUGUGAGUAGUUUUUUCCUGCCUUAGUUGGGCACAGUCAAAGUGGCCUCAAAUGAGCCACUUCUCAGGGCCAGUGGUUGUGCUUGCGGGGCGGGGGGGGGGGGGUCCAACAGUGGAGGAGGAAAGUGGUUUGCUGGCUGGAAACCCUUGUUGGCAGCUGAGCCGGUAGCAACCUCUGGUGCCUCCCUUCCCUUGGCAGGCUUAGCUCUUGUGCCUGCCCCCCCUCCCCCCAAUUAUGCCUUGACUCAGAACAGGGGUGACGUUUUUCAUUCACUGGCUCUUGAACUGCAUCUGAGUGUCCUGCUCAAUUUGGCUGCCUAUAUUAGGAAGUCUCCCCCCUGCCAUCGUGUGCCUUCACCAACACAAGUACAUGGCACUCUUGAAGUGGCAGGAGAGCAAGUGCAGCUUGGCACUGUGCAUCAACGUGCAGAAACUGACAUCUUUUUUUUUUU